Molecule: messenger RNA, 1759 nt
Organism: Hevea brasiliensis (rubber tree)
Lineage: Eukaryota; Viridiplantae; Streptophyta; Magnoliopsida; Malpighiales; Euphorbiaceae
Exons: 15
Coding region: 221-1540 (439 amino acids)
Source: RefSeq, a predicted model, not a curated record
AUUAGAUAAUUAAUUAUUAGAAAAUAAAACGAGGGGGGAAAGAGCAGAAGAAAAAGAAAGAAAGAGAAGCCAAAGGAAUAUGCUGCUGUGUGUACGAUGCGUAUAAUGCUCGAUAAAUUGCGUUGCGUGGACUCCAAUUCCAUAGGAUUUCAACUACGUCUCUGGUGUUUGCUAAUUUAGUCUUUGAUCCGAGGAGGAAUCGCCGAAUCAACACUGGAAAAUGGCAUCGACUGCGGGUCUGGUUCCCAUAACCAAGCAAUUCCUCGCUUCUUACUACGACAAAUACCCUUUUGUGCCUCUCUCCGACGACGUUUCUCGUCUCACCUCUGAGAUUCGCUCCUUCGCCUCUGAUUUGCUCAAGGACUUACCUAUCCCACAAGGCGAAAGGUUGUUGGUGGAAGAAGCGGACCGUCUGCCUGUUCACAAAAUUGACGAGAAUAUGUGGAAGAAUCGAGAGCAUAUGGAAGAAAUUCUGUUUUUACUUGAUUAUUCCCGUUGGCCCUCGGCACUUCGACAGCCUUCCACACCUGAAGACAAUGAACUUGCUACAGUUUUUAGCAACAUCAAAGACAAGUUUCACAAGACUUUGAAGACAUUGGAGUCUUUCCAAGUUAAAAAUUCUGAACGUGUAUUUAAUACAGUUAUGACCUACAUGCCUCAAGAUUUUCGGAGAACACUUAUCAGACAGCAAAGGGAGCGGUCAGAGAGGAAUAAGCAAGCAGAGGUUGAUGCUUUGGUUAAUUCUGGAGGAAGUAUACGUGAUCGCUAUGCUUUGUUGUGGAAACAACAAAUGGCUAGGAGGAGACAGUUAGCACAACUUGGUUCUGCAACAGGUGUAUACAAAACUCUUGUGAAGUACUUAGUAGGAGUUCCACAGGUUUUACUAGAUUUUAUUCGGACAAUAAAUGAUGAUGAUGGGCCUAUGGAAGAGCAAAGACACCGUUAUGGACCACCUUUAUACAACCUUACAACACUGGUUCUUUACAUUCGAAUGUUUAUUUCACUAUCAUGGGGAAGGUUUGAGGCUAGUAAAUUAAAUGGUCAUCAAGCUGCUGUCUUGAAACAAGCGGUUGAUAUCUACACCCUUGAGUUUGAAAGAUUUAUCUCCUUCAUCAGUGAGGUAUUUGUAAAUUCCCCUUUCUUCAUUUCAGCUGAGGUUGCUGGUACACUAGAUGCAAGGAAAAAUGAUGAAUUCAAAGAGAUAAGUGUUCCAGCUGGGAAAACCUAUGAGGUUUCAUUGGUAGUGGACUCAAUAAACUCAUACAUAGCUUGGGAUUUCUCGUUGAUACAAGGCAAGAUAAACUUGGAUGUUGGAUUUAGUGUGGAGUAUGUGGAUCCUUCUGGGCAAAAGACUCUAAUAUUACCUUACCGCCGUUAUGAGUCUGACCAAGGAAACUUCUGUACAUGUAUGGCUGGUAACUACAAGCUCAUUUGGGAUAAUUCAUAUUCAGCAUUUUUCAAAAAGGUCGUCCGCUACAAGGUGGACUGUAUACCUCCAGUAGUGGAACCAAUGCAAUCCACAAAUGAAGUGGAAGGAUGACAGGAUCCUUGUUGGCUGUGACAUCCUGUUAAAUGAUGUGUAAUGAUUUCAAUCAAAUUCAUUUAUACCAUUUUUUUUAAUUGCAUCUUGCACAGGUGGUUGGAUAAAAUCAUAUAGCAACUGUAAUAUCUCGAAUAUUACCUGGCAAUCAGCAUAAUCCAUUCUUCUUACUGUUGCAAUGGAUGCGCGAGCACCAUUUGUAACAAUUUAUAGACUCUA